Messenger RNA from Aricia agestis (brown argus), 840 nucleotides. RefSeq names its product homeobox protein Hox-B4-like. Bases 1 to 840 code for a protein of 279 amino acids. The transcript is spliced from 2 exons. Lineage: Eukaryota; Metazoa; Arthropoda; Insecta; Lepidoptera; Lycaenidae. The record is from RefSeq and is a predicted model, not a curated record. Gene Ontology annotation, cellular component: nucleus. Gene Ontology annotation, molecular function: RNA polymerase II cis-regulatory region sequence-specific DNA binding; DNA-binding transcription factor activity, RNA polymerase II-specific. Gene Ontology annotation, biological process: regulation of transcription by RNA polymerase II.
AUGUCUCCGAUGUCGUUACCAUCCUGCAUGUACUCCAGCGAGCCAGCCAGCAGCAACUCCGAGGACUGUCCUACCAGUGUCAAACAGAUGGAUAUGAUGCUAAUAAAAGAGGAGCAGUUACCACCAAACUUUGGAACGAGCGGGGUAAACGAAGCAUGCCUGUAUCAACAUCGCAACCCACCAAACUACAUGGACGCGGUGUACCAAAAUGGCGCCUGCGCCUACCAAACCCCGCAGAACAUACCAGUGUUCCUCAACACCGGCUACAGCACCAACCGAGCCCAAAACGUCAACGGCGUGGUCAAACGCAAGAGAGUCCGGACAGCCUUUACCACGAACCAGCUUCAAGACCUAGAAGACCAGUACAGAAUCAACAGAUACCUCGAGCGCGGCACCCGCAUCUUCCUCUCGCGGAAACUCAACGUGAGCGAGAGGGUGAUAAAAAUAUGGUUCCAGAACAGGCGGAUGAAAGAGAAAAAAGAUCGGUCGGAGUGCCAGAUCGUGGAUUCCUGCACCCUUCCCGCGGCGUCGUCGAGCACCCAGGAUUAUGAGCCUCCUUUCCCGGCGUACAACAUUCUCCCUCAAGCUAUCAAUACCAGUGGGCUGAUGAACUGUGAUAGCUUCAUUUACGACCAAAACCAGGCUGUGAACAUUGGAAUAGCGCCCAUGAUGGUAGAGCAGCACGGCCUCAUGCCAAGGUCUGCGGAACCUCCUACCGCAACCGAAGCGGUACAUUACAACAGAUAUCCCCAUAACAUGCCACCGCCGUAUGAAAGCGAAGUCAGCUCCACCGUCUUCAGUGAUUUCACCCAGUACUGUGACGCUUAUAAUAAUGAAUAA